GGUCCCGGAUCCACCGGCGGAAACGGAAGAUGCGGGCGGUUGCACUGGCUUGUGCAAUCUGCUAGUCAUUUUAAGACAGGAAGCUGUUCGUGGGGAUGCUGAACAAGCAGCAGACCGAGGAGGACGUGUACCGUCUGUUUGAGCCCUACGGAGUCAUCGAGGAGUGCACAGUGUUGAGAGGUCCCGACGGGAACAGUAAAGGCUGUGCCUUUGUAAAGUUCUCCACACACGCCGAAGCGCAGUCUGCAAUCAGCGCCCUGCAUGGCAGCCAGACCAUGCCAAGCGGCUCUGACUCUCUCCCCCUACCCCAGGGCGCCUCCUCCAGCCUGGUGGUCAAGUUCGCCGACACGGACAAGGAGCGCACAAUCCGCCGCAUGCAACAGAUGGUCGGUCAGUUCGGCAUCUUCAACCCCGCCAUCGCUCUGCCCUUCAGCACCUAUAGCACCUACGCACACGCGCAGCUCAUGCAGCAGCAGGCAGCCAUCAUGGCGGCCAGCCACGGGGGCUACCUGACGCCCAGUGUGGCCUUCCCCGCCACACAGAUCCACCAGAUGGGGGCGCUCAACAUCAACGGCCUCCCGCCCACCCCCAUGACCCCGGUGUCGGGUGAGUUUCAUCAUUCGCUGGGCCUCAGCUCACCGCCAGCCAACAUCACCACGUCGGGCGUGCCAAGCAUAGUCACGCCAAUCGUUAACGGUUUCACGGGCAUCCCGCACCAGCCCAAUGGCCACCCAGCCGUCGAGGCCGUCUACACCAACGGCCUCCCUCCGUACUCCACCCAGAGCCCCACCGCCGCCGACACCCUUCAGCAAGCCUUCACCGGAGUACAGCAAUACACAGCUAUCUACCCCGCCACCACACUGACCCCCAUCGGACAGACCCUGCCACAGGCCCCACAGGUCAUCCAGCAGCAGCAACAGCGAGAAGGUGAGGGACCCGAGGGCUGUAAUCUCUUCAUCUACCACCUGCCACAAGAGUUUGGCGAUAACGAGCUCAUGCAGAUGUUCCUGCCCUUCGGGACUGUCAUCUCCUCCAAGGUCUUCAUGGACAGAGCCACGAACCAGAGCAAAUGCUUCGGUUUCGUGAGUUUUGACAACCCAGCAAGUGCACAAGCGGCGAUCCAGGCCAUGAACGGCUUUCAGAUCGGGAUGAAGAGGUUGAAAGUUCAGUUAAAACGGCCGAAGGACGCCAGCCGCCCGUACUGACAGUCUCUUCUACAGUUUCCACUGCAAGAGCACAGGUUUUGAGAAGUGAAAUCUCAUGAGGAGUUACAACUUUUUUUCUUUGAAAACUAAUAAAAAAAAACAAGUACAAAAAAUGCAAAGGGAUUUUUUCAAAAAGACAUAUCAGCAUUUCCUUACGAAGACACAUUGCCGAGGCGGGAGGCACUACAGGAGUUUGCAGCACGUGGAUGGACUACAAUCCGACAGCAUCAGCAGCACAGGGCAAAAAAAAAAGACCAAGUGAAAUCUGAAAAGAUGCGAACUCUUGAGCUACAGAAUUUUCUCUCUCGCUGAGACUUGAAUUGUUAAUUAAGCAACAAACAAAAAAAAAGCAG
This is a messenger RNA of Alosa sapidissima (American shad), 1558 nucleotides long. RefSeq names its product cugbp, Elav-like family member 5a (gene celf5a). The record is from RefSeq and is a predicted model, not a curated record. The transcript has 10 exons. Gene Ontology annotation, cellular component: nucleus; ribonucleoprotein complex; cytoplasm. The coding region runs from base 96 to 1205 and encodes 369 amino acids. Gene Ontology annotation, biological process: mRNA splice site recognition; regulation of alternative mRNA splicing, via spliceosome. Lineage: Eukaryota; Metazoa; Chordata; Actinopteri; Clupeiformes; Clupeidae. Gene Ontology annotation, molecular function: mRNA binding.